UAAAACAAACAACCCUAAGACUUGUAUUAAAUGGUCAGCUCAGUUUAUUGAUCAAUGGGCUGAUGCUUCCUUCUAUAAACCUCAAAGAAAGGGAAAGGGGUUUCUGUUAGUAAGAGAAUUCGCCCAAACGCCUAAAAUGGUGGCCCAAUUAUUUAUGGAGGCUUACGCUUUGAAAAUGGGCUUGGCUUGGCCUUAUGUCAACCUUCAUAGACAUGGCGAUUGGAAGGAUACGGAAACAUUUUCCCGCUCUGAUCACUUUGUUACUUGUAUUUGUUUCUUACUGCGCACCAAAACCCUCUCCUAUCUCAAAUUUUCUCUGCAUCCAAACAUAGUUCAGAUUUCCAACUAUGUAAUGCCUUCAAUCGCAGGCCGCAACGCCUCACUACAGGCUACAAGGACAUGGUGCGCGCUCGUCAAAUCAGAGAAUUCCGGCGACAUCGCUCCAUCCAUCUGCUUCAAGAUUAAUAAAAAGGUGUCAACAGGCCUGGAAAAUGCAGUAGCCGGCAACACGCAAAUGGAAAGAUCAAAGACUGCACAUGUAAAAUUCCAGUUGCAGAAGGAGUGCAUGUUUGGUGAUGAAUUUCUCCUGGUGGGCGAUGACCCAAUUCUUGGUCUGUGGAAUCCCACUGAUGCUGUGCCAAUGAAUUGGUCAGAAGGGCACAUUUGGAGUGUUGAGUUGGAUGUACCCAUUGAAUCAACUAUCCAAUUCAAAUUUAUCCUCAAGCAAGGCACUGGAGAUAUGAUUUGGCAGCCUGGCUCUGACAGAAUUUUCAAGAGCUGGGAAAGCAAAGGCACUGUUGUUAUUGCAGAAGACUGGGAAAAUCCUGAAGCUCAAAAAAUCACAGAGGAGCAAAUCACCGAUCAAAUUGAGGAGGUUCAUCAAAGGGAGAUGCUUAUUGUGCCAAUGAGCAAUCGUCUGAGUUUUUCAGGUCACUUCAGUGAAGCCUCCUAAGGAACUGGGAUCCAUAAUUGUUGAUGCCUCAUUUGGAGCUGAAGCAGCAAAACAUUUAUCUAUUUUUAAUUCCUAGCAUUUAUUUCUUUGGUUGCAAGAAUCCAUGCCCUCUCAUUGCAUAUUUCUGCUGAUCUAAAGCUUUGGAGAAUUGCGUAAUUAUGGAUCUUGUUUGGCUUUUUCAUUAUUUUGGUUUCUGGACUCUUGGUUAAUGAAUUUUGCUGCUCCUUUUUUCUCUUGAUAAUGCAUUUACCUUCUAA
Molecule: messenger RNA, 1209 nt
Organism: Manihot esculenta (cassava)
Lineage: Eukaryota; Viridiplantae; Streptophyta; Magnoliopsida; Malpighiales; Euphorbiaceae
Product: cyclomaltodextrin glucanotransferase
Exons: 4
Coding region: 137-952 (271 amino acids)
Cellular component (GO): membrane
Molecular function (GO): starch binding
Source: RefSeq, a predicted model, not a curated record